Messenger RNA from Balaenoptera ricei (Rice's whale), 884 nucleotides. RefSeq names its product ADP ribosylation factor like GTPase 2 binding protein (gene ARL2BP). Gene Ontology annotation, biological process: maintenance of protein location in nucleus; positive regulation of tyrosine phosphorylation of STAT protein. The record is from RefSeq and is a predicted model, not a curated record. Gene Ontology annotation, cellular component: mitochondrial intermembrane space. Lineage: Eukaryota; Metazoa; Chordata; Mammalia; Artiodactyla; Balaenopteridae. The transcript has 6 exons. The coding region runs from base 282 to 770 and encodes 162 amino acids.
AACUGACGCCGGAACCCCGAGGCGGCAGCGGCCGGUUUAGCGUGGCCUGGCAGGGCUUGGAGGACCGGCCGGCGCGUGGCACCAGCCAGGGAGCCUGAGGCCGGGGAGUCGUGCACAGGCGCUACUCGGUUGGGCCGUGAGCCGGCCGAGGCCUCGGCUGCGAGACCUUCCCGAUGCCGGUUGGGGCUCUGCGGAGCAGAGCGGAGGCUGCGCCCGGGCCUCGGGCGGGGUAGAAGGCCGGCGGGCCCGCUGCCCUGCGCGCGGUGGAUGCGGCGGCGGCGAUGGACGCCCUAGAGGAAGAGAGCUUCGCGCUGUCCUUCUCUUCCGCCUCUGAUGCAGAAUUUGAUGCUGUGGUUGGAUAUUUAGAAGACAUUAUCAUGGAUGAUGAGUUCCAGUUAUUACAGAGGAGUUUCAUGGACAAGUACUACCAGGAGUUUGAAGACACGGAAGAGAAUAAGCUCGCCUACACACCUAUUUUUAAUGAAUAUAUUUCUUUGGUAGAAAAGUAUAUAGAAGAACAGCUGUUGGAGCGGAUUCCUGGAUUUAACAUGGCGGCUUUCACUACAACUUUACAGCACCAUAAAGAUGAAGUGGCUGGUGACAUUUUCGACAUGCUGCUCACGUUUACGGAUUUUCUGGCUUUUAAAGAAAUGUUUCUGGACUAUAGAGCAGAAAAAGAAGGCCGGGGACUGGACUUAAGCAGCGGUUUAGUGGUGACUUCAUUGUGCAAAUCUUCUGUGACAGCUUCCCAGAACAAUCUGCGGCCCUAGGUCCCACCUCCAGGUAAUGGGAUCUUUCUAGACAUCACCAGCCCAAUAGACUGGGAGAGGCUUUGGCUAAUGAUGUCAGAAGAAUACAUCUUGGAAUGACUGACUGUUCUGCAA